Candidula unifasciata is the source of this 962-nucleotide messenger RNA. The record is from the annotation of a GenBank genome assembly. NCBI's taxonomy places the organism in Eukaryota, Metazoa, Mollusca, Gastropoda, Stylommatophora, Geomitridae.
GAAUCAACAGAAAUAACAGAAUAUUAGACGAUAGCCUGGAUAUCAUCGAGAGAAAAGUCAACAAUGCCACAGCCUUCAGAAAAGAGCUUACGGACAAACUAUUUCCCCAACUCGUGGCUGAUGUCGACGCGGUGGACAAAACAAUUGCAAGUUUUCGGGCUGAGAUUGACAGCUUCAGCGGUUUGAAAAAUGACAUAACGACUCUUUUUACUGACGUCAGCUCUGUCAUUCGUCGAAUAACAGAAACCCGUGCCCGAAAUAGCGCUACUAGGGCAGUUAUUCAAAGAUUAACAGACAGCAAUGCUUUCCAGGAUUUGGCUUCCGUAACUGUGAAGGACCAGGGUGACGGAAACGAUAAACUUCUAGAAAUCAUCAACAACACAAGAAGCGAAAACGUUGCCAGAUUUGCUGCACUUAACAGAAGUGUGGUCAAUGUGCUCAAUAUCAUCAACGAGGAACAAAUCAAUUUGACUACUGUAACACUCAGCCCCUCCAAAAGCUCUGAAACUUUCAAGUACGUGAUCCCCUUCAAGAGAGCACCCCAGCUGGCGUGGUCUAUCGUCAGUAUUGAGAUUGAUCAAACUAAUGGAAACAGUUCUGCAAGCUCUGGCACUAAUUAUUACAAGUCUGGCAACUCUGGUAGCAGUGAUUACAAGUCCGGCGGCUCUGGUAAAAAUGGGUACAAGUCUGAGAACUAUGGUACAAAUCAGAACAGUUCCAGCAGCUUUUACGAAUCCAUCCAACCUCGUGUCACGGUUUUUGGUGACGCCAAAGGAGUGACAGUGAGGUUAGAGGACAACAGUACGGCAUGGAGAACUCAGAUCGUGAAGGUUCAAGUUCUGUCUAUCCUCUUCAACAAUGAAAAUAACCAGAGUGUGGAUUACAGCACCAAUACUCCACAAAACUACUAUGCGGCUCCAGGAGGCAAGUACACAACCCAGGGAGUGCAAUACCCACGUUAA